Molecule: messenger RNA, 516 nt
Organism: Corylus avellana
Lineage: Eukaryota; Viridiplantae; Streptophyta; Magnoliopsida; Fagales; Betulaceae
Source: RefSeq, a predicted model, not a curated record
AUGGACGCAUGCCAUUUAUUGCUAGGAAGGCCAUGGCAAUAUGAUAGAAAUGCUCAUCAUGAUGGAAGGAAGAACACCUAUAGCUUUUUGGUGGAUAAUGUGAAACUCACUCUUUUGCCUAAUCUGGGAGACAAACCUAAACCUUCUAAAGGGGCGGGCCAAAAUGUCUUGGCUAAGAGGGAAUUCAUUAAGGAGAUGUGUGAUUCCAAUCAAGUAUAUGUCCUAGUUGGGAAGGAGUGCACUCCCACUGAGGAGGAGGUCUCGGAAGCAAUCAAGGGAUUGGUGGAGGAGUUUUCCGAUGUGUUCCCGGAAGAAUUACCCAAAGAGUUACCGCCUCUUCGCGACAUUCAACACCAAAUCGACUUGGUACCCGGUUCUAAUCUCCCCAACCGACCACACUACCACAUGAGUCCCAAGGAGCAUGAAGAGCUAUGCCGACAAGUAGAGGGGUUACUAUCCAAGGGUCAUUCGGGAGAGCUUGAGCACAUGUGCAGUUCUAGCUUUGCUUUCACCUAA